AUGGGUCAAUCAGGUUCACAACUUCUAGGAGACUUGGAACGCAACUCUAAUUUCACCGCUGCUGAACUCCAGCGGCUCAAGAAACGCUUCAUGAAGCUGGAUAGAGACGGUAGUGGGUCUAUUGACCGCGAGGAGUUCCUACAGAUACCACAAGUAGCCAAUAAUCCACUCGCUCAUCGAAUGAUUGCCAUUUUCGACGAGGAUGGUGGCGGGACUGUUGAUUUCCAGGAAUUCGUUGGCGGUUUGAGCGCUUUCAGUAACCGCGGUGGCAGGGAUGAGAAGCUCAAGUUUGCAUUCAAAGUGUACGACAUGGAUCGCGAUGGAUACAUUAGCAACGGCGAACUCUACAUCGUCCUUAAAAUGAUGGUUGGAAAUAAUCUACGUGAUCAGCAACUCCAGCAAAUCGUAGACAAGACUAUCAUGGAAGGCGAUAAGGAUGGCGAUGGCAGACUUUCCUUUGCUGAGUUCUCCGAUAUGGUCUCUGCUACAGAUAUACUCAAGCAGAUGACGCUCGAGGCUUUGUUUUAG
Molecule: messenger RNA, 528 nt
Organism: Wallemia ichthyophaga EXF-994
Lineage: Eukaryota; Fungi; Basidiomycota; Wallemiomycetes; Wallemiales; Wallemiaceae
Product: Calcineurin subunit B
Exons: 1
Coding region: 1-528 (175 amino acids)
Molecular function (GO): calcium-dependent protein serine/threonine phosphatase regulator activity; calcium ion binding
Source: RefSeq, a predicted model, not a curated record